Nylanderia fulva is the source of this 1347-nucleotide messenger RNA. RefSeq lists its product as uncharacterized. Lineage: Eukaryota; Metazoa; Arthropoda; Insecta; Hymenoptera; Formicidae. The record is from RefSeq and is a predicted model, not a curated record.
ACUUCUGGCUCAGUUUGCUCUUGUACGACCUUGCGCCAAGUCACGCUUCGCAUCCCCUUGGUGCUAUUCCCCCCGGGAGACACCCUCCACUUCCGACUUCCUUCCUCACCUGGUCUCGAUGCUGUCUUCAUCGUGAUCCGUGUGUCGUUCAAAGAGGAGAGAAAAAAAAUUUGUUACACAAAAGUUACGCGCUUUCGUUUUGUUACGCAAAAGGGAACGUAAAAAGAGAGAGUGACGUAAAAAAGAGUGGAAAAGCCGAUCCCUCAUUUAUUGCUCGCUUUUUCCGGAGUAAAUCUAUAACAAUUUGCCGUGGAUGGAUAAUCAUGACGACGACGAAAGAUCAUUAUUGGAUGCUGUUAGUAUCGCUGCUGCUAAUAUUCGGAUGCAUUCUAGAAUCCCAACAACUCGUCAUCAAGAGCAUCAGUGUUCCCUCCGCCGUGAAGGUCGGCGACGUCAAUCACGUGAUCCUCGACUGCGACUACGCUCUGGAGAACACCUCGAGUCAAGGGUUAGUGGUCAAGUGGUUCUUCAACGACGACCGAUUGGUCUACCAGUGGAUUCACGGCAGGGAGCCCUUAGCUGACGAGUCGGCUAGGAAAUAUAUCGAUCUGACAUAUAAGGCGAGCGAUGAUCCUUACACAGAGUAUCGAGCCAUGAAGCUGGAUAAGCCGGGGAUCGAUCUAACCGGCGAUUACACGUGCGUGAUAUCGACGUUUGAGGACGAGAAGGCCGCUAACGCUUCCAUGGUAAUUUACUCAACGGAGGAAAAGUUCAAAUUUCAAUAUCAACGAAAGAGUAUAGAUGACAAAGAUGGGUUGGAAGCGACAUGUAUGGCUGAAGGUGUUUAUCCUCAGCCAAUUCUCGAUAUUUCAGUCAAGGAUCUUCCAGAGAAACAAACUUCAAGACCCACAGUAACACUUCGUGAAGAUGGAUUGUAUAACAUCUUAUCACGAGUAGAUUUGCUAGACGAGGAACUACCAGAAGCUGCAGAACUUAGAUGUACUCUCGACAUCCCGAGAGCAAACUACACCGUGUCUCGAAAAUCCAUAUACUAUUCCAGAACGGCUACUACUACUUCAUCUGUUACAACGAUUCCGCAGCAUAAAAUGGAUAUCCAGGACCUAUACAGCUCCGGUAAUGGUGGUGGCAACUUCGUCGACUGCACAUCGAUCAAUGUUAUCCUGUUACUGAUACAUUCGGCUAUUCUUAUUCUGUUUAUUUAAUAAUGCAAUCGAUAGGUAAGUUUAAAUCGACAUUGGACUCAAUACUUCGACUUCCAGGAAAUAACGAUAUUCCAAAUUUUGUAAUUUAUUUGCUCAUCUAAACCGCGCUCUAAAAUAUUUUAUU